Molecule: messenger RNA, 777 nt
Organism: Echinococcus granulosus
Lineage: Eukaryota; Metazoa; Platyhelminthes; Cestoda; Cyclophyllidea; Taeniidae
Product: Maf-like protein
Exons: 6
Coding region: 1-777 (258 amino acids)
Molecular function (GO): nucleoside triphosphate diphosphatase activity
Source: RefSeq, a predicted model, not a curated record
AUGAAUGAAAUAAUUACUUUGUAUUCAUUCGCCCUGUCCCACUUAUUUGAACCUGAUUCCUCCGGAGAUCUUCGCCUUAGUUGCGAAGUCGGGUUACUGGUUGAAACCUCAAAUCCUAAGGGUACACAGAUACAAGCUCGCUUUUGCGCUUUCAGUAUGUUGACGGCCGUCCGCGAUAAGCUUGCAAGAUGUUCAAUUGUGUUGGCGAGCACUUCUCCCCGCCGCAAAGAACUCCUCUCCACUUGUAAUAUCAACUUCACUGCACUUAAUCCAAAUGUUCCUGAGGAUCUGAAUCCGGAUGACUUUCCCAGCAUCCCAGCUUUUGUCGAGGCCCUUGCCACAGUCAAGGUCAAGGGCGCCCUAAAGGCUCUUAAGGAGCAUGCUGAUAUAAUUAUAGCCGCAGAUACCGUGGUUGUUUUUAAAAACAAGAUAAUGGGCAAGCCUCUAAAUGCAGAUGACGCCUCUAAAACUCUUAAAAUGUUAUCGGACCAGGUUCAUGAAGUGCACACCGGAGUGUGUAUUGCAUGGAUGCAUAAAGAGCCACAGUUUUGCUGCUUCAAUGAGCGCACGAAAGUCUACAUGGCAAAAUUGGACCAGGACACGAUUGAUAGCUACGUCAAGACGGGGGAACCCCUUGACAAAGCCGGCAGUUACGGUAUCCAAGGUAUUGGUUGCAGUCUGAUCCGUGGGAUCGAAGGUGACUAUUUUAACGUCGUCGGCCUACCGAUUCACAAAAUUUGCAAACAUAUAUACGAAAAACUAAUGAAUGACGCUUAA